This is a messenger RNA of Parasteatoda tepidariorum (common house spider), 5381 nucleotides long. Its product is annotated as zinc finger protein OZF. Lineage: Eukaryota; Metazoa; Arthropoda; Arachnida; Araneae; Theridiidae. The record is from RefSeq and is a predicted model, not a curated record.
AUAGACACUGCCUUUUAAGUAAACAAUCAAAGCAAGUACGAAAAUAAAUAAUUUUCAAAUUUUCUAGGAACAUUCAAAAUUUUGUUGAUUGGUUGUUCGUUUCGUGCAUUCAAGAUAGUAUAAUGGCUUCAAGUGACUGUGAAAAAAGCCAUAAAGAAGAAUGCUAUGUGUGCGGUAAGCUCUGCUCAAAAAACAGUCUCAAAAGCCAUUUAAAAACACACACAGAUAAUAAGGUUUAUCGUUGUGAUGAAUGUGGAAGAUGUUUAAAGUCGAAAAAAAUAUUAAAAAAACAUAAAACAAUUCACCAAACCCAUUAUGUUUGCCGCAAUUGUUAUAAGAAGUUUGAAACUCAUCAGUCAUAUGAAAGUCAUUCAUGUGUUUCUAGAAAAAUAAGAGACCGCGUAUGUGACACUUGUGGAAAAGCAUUUUACUCUCCUUACGACCUUAAUCGUCACAUCAGGUCCCACACAAAUGAAAAACCGUUUUUAUGCGAUAUAUGUGAUAAAGGGUUCACUCAAAAAAGUAAUCGCGAUAUACACUACCAGGGCCAUUUGAGAGACAAAUCUAUUCCACCUCCAGUACGGGAAAAAAAAUAUGUUUGCGACAUAUGCUUCCAAGCCUUUGGAUGGAGACAACAUUUAAAUAGACAUCGUAAAAUUCAUAGUGGUAUUAAACCUCAUGUGUGUAACAUAUGUAAUCGAGGAUUUAAUCAAUCAACUCACUUAAAGUGUCACUUACUGACUCAUUCAGAGGAAAAGAAAUUUAAGUGUGAGGAAUGCGGUCAAAGCUUUAAAUCGUAUACUAACUUAUAUACUCAUCGUAAAAGGCAUGGUGAACCAACUAUAUUUUGUACUGUCUGCAACAAGGGUUUCCAUUCAAGUUCACGUUAUGAUUCCCAUUAUAAAACUCACACUAAAACCAAGCCUUAUAUUUGUGAUAUUUGUCAUGAAAAAUUCUCUGUUAUGGACUCCCUUAUUCAACAUUAUCUAAAACAUUCCAGAAAUCAGGUAAGAAAUGAUAUUAGAAGGAGAGAGGAAGAUAACGUAUCUCAGAUGAUUUUAGUUGAGGAAGGUAAUUCUGAUGAAACAGGUUCAAAACCCCUGAAGAGGAAACACUCGGAUAUAUUGGUAUGUUUAGAGGAUGAUGCAAAAGAUAAUAAAUCUUCAAAAAAGAAAAGUGCCCAAAUAAUCACAGAAGAUGAUCCGGAUCCAGCACAUUUAAGACCUGUUAGGAGAAAACGUUCGCAAAAAUUCAGAUUGGUUAAUCCAUUGAAACUAGUUCAGCCAAAUGAGAUCAUUUCAAAAAUUAAACCAGAAUUGGUAGAGGAAGAAUAUUCUGAUGAAGGACAGCAAAUUGUUGUUGUUGAACUUCAAAAUAUUAAAUCAGAGGAGUUAAGUAAUCCUGAUUGUCAAUUUUCUUGAUUUAUAUUACAAUUGCAUAUUGAGAAAAAAUGUUUGCAUUGUCAAUUAAUGUUGUAUUGAAGUAAAAUUGUUGCAUAACUGCAAAUAUUUUUUUAAUGUGCCUACAUCAAUAUCAGCUGGCUUAACCAAAAUUUUUUUCAACAUGACUAAAAAUUUUCAAGAAUGUGUUAAAUGAUUUGAAUAAAUUACUAACAAUUAGUUGUUAUGAGUAAUUACAAUAAGAUAAUAUAUUUGUGUCAGGCUCAUAUUCUAAGAAAAGGCUGCAAAUUAUUACUUCAAGAUCAAACUUCAAGAUUUAAAUUAUCCUGAUUAUGAAUUUUUUUUGUUUAUAUUUUAAAAAUUUAUUUAUAAAUUCAGUUGAAUUCUACAGCAGCUACAGAAAAAAUUAUGUAGCUACGCAUGUUUUUUGAAGAUGCUUGCAUCAGUGCCAGCUAAAAUAAACAUUAUUUUUCAAAAUUAGUUACAUUGUCUAAAUAUUUCUAUUCAAAAAUAUGUCAUUGUAAAUCAUUUUCAAUAAAUUAGUUUCCAUGAAUAAACUUACUAAGAAAUUAUGAUAAAUACUGGAUAAUAAGAUAAUUCAGUUAAGAUUAACUACAGCAUUUUUAAACACAAUUUGUAUGGUAUUCUGUAAUCAUCACCUUUAAUGAAUUAUGUAUUUCUUGUAAAAAAUAAAAGUGUAUUUAUACACUUGAUUCAUUAAUGUAACAUUUUAGUGAAGAAAAAUUAAGAAUAUUAUUUGAAUCUGACAAUUUCUUUCAUUGUGGAGAGAAGUUCAACCCCUUGGGGGUUAAGCAAAUGGGACAAAUUUGGAGAAUGUUUCUUCCUUCCUAACAAUAUUUCUUUAUCUAAUAACAUGGGAAACCAGUUUUGCUAUGGCGUGAAAACUGUGGAUUAAAACACGACUUUUUAUGUUCAGAACCGUCAAUGGUUGAAAAUAAAAUUAAAAAUUAGAUUUAUUGCCAAAUUAAAAAAAUUAAGUGUUUUUUACAUAGUGCAUAGCGUUUUUAAAAAGUGCUCUUUUUUUCGUUUUUUAAAAGCCCUUUAAGGUGCUUUUUUCAUUGGGAGUUUUUGAAAAGUGCUUAGUUUUCCCUUUUCGCAAAUGAAAUUUUUUUCUUUACCCUGACAAAUUUCGAAACAUAUUAUGUAUUAUGCAAAAGCAUGCUUUUCACAUUAUUCUAUUCAACGUUUUUACCAUUCAUUCAACCACAAUCCAUUUCGGCGUACCUUCGAUCCAUAGUGUAUGGAAGAGCCAAUCAUUUUGCAUGUUUGAUUAAAUACUUGCAAAUCCGGAUUUGCGUCUACUGAGAUGGGUUCGGUGAAAUUAUUGCACUCUCGUGUGCGACUCUGCUGUAUUUUGUUAGAUCUCAAUUUUUGUUAGUUCUCAAUUUCAGGCUUCAUUUCUGAAGUCGAAUCGAAAAAUCUCUCUAUCUUUUGAUGGUGACUAAUAUAAUCAAGAAAAGAAUUAUUUGUCAGAAACUAGUUAUUUUAUCGUGAUCAUGUAAAAUCUUUGAAACUUAUUUUGCAUUUUGUUAAUGUAUAUAAUGCUUAAAAAUAGUUUUUGAGUGCUUAAAAACUACUUAAAAGGUGCUUAUUUUUUGUUGAAAGAUUUGGCUAUGCAACCUGUUUUAUAAUAAUCCUUCAUCUUCUCUCAGUUUGGUUUGUCAAUAUUACUAAGUUUUAAAGUUUUCAAUGUUUUAUUACUUUCAGGUUUUGAUAUCAUAUGUGAGUUUUCUCACUUAAGCCUUAGUUUGCUACUCUCAAUGUAUACCUUUUUUUUUUCUAUAUUUUUGGCAAGAGUGCUAAAAAUAUAUAUUAAAGGCAGGGAUAAGUAAUGUUAUCAGAAUUAUGAAAUUGAUCAAUUAUUAUCAAAAUUAUAUCUCAAGUUAACCAAAAAGAAUGUUUAUUGUAACAAAUCUAUGUCUGUGCAACAUUCAUUAAUGUUAAUAUUUUAUCUAUUUAUUAUAAAACGCAUGCUUAAAAUAAAUUUAAUUACUAUUAAAAGUUAAUUAAUUUAUUGAUACAAAUUUAAAAUGUUAAAUGUCCAAAAUCUUGGUGGUCAUCUUUCUACAAUAAAGUUUCGUUAACAUAUGUACUUAGUUAAUGAUUGGGGGAAAAUUGUCUCUCAUUAAAAACACAUUGAGUGUCACAUCAGUCAUGAGUGACUGAAACGGAACUUUCUAUUAUGGCAUCAUCACUUAUCAGUGAUUUACAGCAUAAAAUUUUAUCUAAAACUAAGAAAUUUUCAUUGUUGUUAUCAAUUACUAGAAAUUUGUUUAAGAUUUACUUGAUUUUUAUUUUUAACAAAUCAAAUUUUUAUUUACUUCAAUCUUUUAGUAGUGAGCUUGUCGCACUGGUAUACUAUAAAACAAGCACUACUGCUAUGCUACAAACAUUGGCAUGAGAGGGAUUCCUUUAAAAAUACGCUUGGCACUCAACGACUAUAACAUGUUGAAGAUACCUUGAAUGAUUUUUGAUGCUAGAUGUUUAAAAAAAAGAGUCAUUUGGAACAAAUGUUAGAAAAAUUUUACUUUUUACUAACUGAAACUAUUUUUGAUUUAUAUUGUUUGAUCGAGUAUUCUUUACAGAAUUGAAAUAUGUCUCGUUACAUCUUUUAUAUAUUCCUUCACCGUAGCAAAAUUUUACACUAUUAUGAAUCAAACAAAAUGUAUUAGCCUUACAAAACAAAUAGAUAAAAUGUUAUACAGAUCAUGAUGUAAUUGCAUGCAGCAGUAUGCUUAACUGCUGGUAUAGAAAGAUUGUUUUCUGUUUUUAGAUUUGCACAAAACAAAACUAGAGACUGGUUAGAUGUUAAUGAAGCUGUCAAACUUGUGAUUAUUUUUAAAGUACAGUAGAGCGCUGAUUAUCCGAACUGCUCGGGACCAAACAUCGUUCAGAUAAUUGGAAGGUUGUUUAAAAUCUAGUAAAUUAUCAUUAUUUAUGCACUAACUUGCCUUCACACUUCUUCCAGGUUUAGGACUGGCAGUACUAUCUAAAAUAGCUCUGUUUAAAAAAAAAUUUAAAUAUUUUUAGUUAUUUUUUUUAAAACUUUUUUUUUUAUUUUGAAUUUUUUUAAUCAUAUUUCAGCUUUUUAAAUUUUUUUUUGUCCAUUACUGAUUUAACCACAUUUUUCUUUAUUUUCCAUUACAAAAGAAAUCCAGCAAAGACUUUUGUUUCAAAGAAGAUGCUCUUUUUUGAGCAGCCAUAUUCCUUAUUCUUUUAAAUAAAUCAAAUGAAAUGGAUCAACAUCAUUUUGGCAUUCUAGUUAAUUCAUUGCAAUAUCUAAUAAGUUGCAUGCAUCUAUAUGAGAAGGUCCACUACUUUGAACUUGAUCACCUACGUCUUCCUCUGUGGAGUUCCGAUUUUCAUUCAAAAUUUUAGCAACUAUUUCAUCAUCAUUUGAAAUACCGGGACGUUUUCAGUGUCUCGACACCAGUCUUCUAUUUCUUCUGCUGCAUAACCUGGCAUCUUUUCAUCCGAAUGAUCUACUUUUUCAGAAAUUUAGAAAAAUUGUUGAUAAGUUAAAAAGUAUUCUAAACUUUGAAAAAAAAUAAAUUAAUAAAUAAAUUCGAACACAGUUCGGAUAAUUGGACAUUCGGAUAAUCGGCGCUCUACUGUACUUAAUAAAUAAAUGUCUUUAUUUUAUAUACAAUUGUUAAUCAUCAAUUAAUAUUUAGUAGUUAUCAUAAAAAAAAAUUUUGACAUUGUUAAGGAUUAUUUUCUACCUUGUUUGGCUGGAAAAUAAUAUGGCUCCUACUAUAUAUAUUUUUCCUUAUAUCUCUGGUGGUCUUUCGAAUAUAAUGAUAAGCUAGUUUACCCAAAAAAUAUUUUUCCAUAACUAGCUAUUUUUAAAAUUAUUUACUUUAAAAAUGAUUGAAAAGUUUUGACUCAACAUAAUAUAACAUUUUAUUGAACUAUGCAUUUUUAUAUUAUUGAAUAAUUCAAUAAAUAAGUAUUCAAAAA